AUGGCGGUGUCGUCCGAUUUGAAGUUCGUACUAUUGGAAAUACUACCGACGCCUGAACUGAUGGCGCAAGGACGGGAGCUCCGUAUCCAAAAUCACCUGGAGAUGGUUCACGAUUGCAUCUGGGCCCUCAAUGCGGUGAUCAUAGAUGCUCAGAUUCGAGCGUUGAAGGAGCCGGAGGUGGAGGAGUGGGUGAACGACGUCGGGAUAGCCGUCGCGGACGUUGAAGACCUGCUCCGCAGCAUCCUUAGCUGGCAACCGAGGGGAGCGGCGGCAUCCAAUCUCUUGCCGUGCUCCUUCCCCAACGUCGACGGAGUAGCAUCGCGCCAUGCUAUUCUACUAGAGCUGGAGGAGAAGGCACGCAGGUUGAAUUACCUCGUGAGGAGGGGGUCUUCGCUAUGUCUUCGAAAGGAGAUGAUGGAUUCUACAUAUCCACGACGAGAAGACGAAGAAGCAAAAAAAGAGUAUUUCACCAUCUUGAGAGAAGAGGUGGUGGGAAGAGACGAAGAUGUAGAAAAAGUCAUAAAUAAAAUCCGUUGGAAGCGGCAACAACGAUCCCACAAUGUGCAUGAUGAUGAUGAUGAUGAUGAUGAUGAUGAUGGGCCUUUGUUCUUCAUCCUAUUCGGUAAUUAUAUGGUGGGGAAGACGUCCGUCGCUCGCUUGGUUUACCACCAUCCAUGGGUCAGCAAGCACUUUGAUCGUCGAGUCUGGAUUGAUGGGUCCAAAGUAUCUUCCUUCGACGCCAUGUGGGUCAUCAAAGAAUUUAUGAGAUCGAUAGCUGGGGAGCCAUGCGAGGACGUCUGGCUGUUUUAUGAUCGAUUCGGUGGAAGCCACAGAUACUUAAUCAUCCUAGAUGACUUCUUUAUUGGGUUGGAUGAGCAGGACAAGUUCUUUCAAUUGGAGUACUUUUUCCUUCUCAUGGGUGAACCGGGCAGCUUAGUGAUGCUCAUCGGGGCUACAAGGAUCCAACGACUUCCUCACACGGUUGGUAAGUUGUUGAACUUGAGAUACCUCAACCUUUCUAUGAGUGAAAUCCAGCUUUCGAAACUACCAGGACAGAUCCACAAUCUUAGGAGUCUACGAAUCAUGAAGCUAGCUUUUUGUGCAAGGCUUCAUAGGCUACCCAAAUCCAUCACUAGUCUUGUAAAUCUACAAGAGUUGGACCUUGAAGGUUGUCAUGGCCUCGUGGAGUUACCUGAGGAUUUUGGUAAUCUGAGAAAAUUGACAAACCUGAAUAUGAUCAAGUGUGCCUCUUUGACACAAAUGCCCAGUGGAUUAGAGCAAAUGCAUAACCUCCAAAAGUUGUCUGGGUAUUCGAUCCGUAAAGUCGGUAGGAUUGAAGAUGUCAUCUCAGAGUUGCAACCUCUAAUAGUCCUCGAGGAACUUGAUAUAUGGAACCUUCAAGUUGUCUCAAACCCAACGGAUGCCUUGACCCCUCCAAUGUUACUGCAGGACAAACUUCCAAAGCUCAAACGUUUGGCACUGCAUUGGAAAUGGUAUAAUGUGGAUGAUGUCGAGAUAGCUUCUGAUGUCAUAUCGCUACAAGUACUUGAGGGCCUCCAACCUAAUAUAUAUUUGAGCAAACUAGAGAUAACUUCGUAUGUUGGUAAAGAAUUCCCGAGAUGGAUAAAAGAGGCGAAUCUCUUUUCCUAUAAUUUGGAGGAGAUCAGAUUGGUCAACCUCCGGAGAUGUGAAAGGCUACCACCACUUGGGCAUCUACCUUAUAUUAGAAUUCUUGAGAUAAGCGGCAUGGAUUUAAUCACUGUUGUGAAUGAAACAUUCUAUACUCCUGAUACUUUGACAAGUAUAAGUUUAGAUAAACUUAUUUUCUCUGAAAUGCCUCGGCUAGAAAAAUGGGCAGAACCAAGAGAAGGAAAUGCUGAAUGGGUCAUUAAAGAAUUGACACUGAUCCAGUGCCCAAAAUUGAGGACAUGGGAGACGGACGUGGGGGUGAGAAAGUUGAACAUUUGGAUGAACAAUGAGAUGCUAUGGCAUUGUCGAUCCGUGGGUUGGCAGAGACUCAUCGAGGGUAUUCACGAGUUGACGAUUGUUGGAUGCCAAGAGCUGAUGUGUUUGCCACCAGUUUUACGGUCGAUACCAUGGUUCUGGGAGUUGACCAUUAUUCGCUGCAAUAAAUUGAUCUCUAUACCAGAUUGGCUCGUAGAAAAAGAAUUUCUAAAAUCUUUGUUUAUAUCUGGUUGCCCUGAGCUGUCAUACAUACCACCGAAACUCAAAAGACGGUCAGAUCUUCGACUACAACAUAGUGGUUGUCCCAAGCUACGGUUCUAA
Messenger RNA from Musa acuminata AAA Group (dessert banana), 2286 nucleotides. RefSeq names its product disease resistance protein RGA2-like. Lineage: Eukaryota; Viridiplantae; Streptophyta; Magnoliopsida; Zingiberales; Musaceae. Bases 1 to 2286 code for a protein of 761 amino acids. The transcript has 3 exons. The record is from RefSeq and is a predicted model, not a curated record.